Guillardia theta CCMP2712 is the source of this 873-nucleotide messenger RNA. RefSeq lists its product as hypothetical. The coding region runs from base 1 to 873 and encodes 290 amino acids. The transcript is spliced from 11 exons. The record is from RefSeq and is a predicted model, not a curated record. Lineage: Eukaryota; Cryptophyceae; Pyrenomonadales; Geminigeraceae.
AUGGCUGGCGAGGGAACGGCAGUGGGGAAGGGGAAAACAGGAGGGGCAGGGAGCGGAGCGGAGCGGGGAUGGGGAAAAGCAGGAACUGCCAGCACCAUGAAGGCAUUGUUGUACCUAGAAGUAACUGAAUGUCCAAGGCCGAGAACACAAGUCAGAGCACAUGACGUCAAGAGUAUGACUAGUGAAGAUUCCGACCCUGAGCAGAAUGAGAGCGAGGAGGAGAUCCAUGAAAGUCCAGCUGAGAGAUCCCAGGGCAGCGUGUGGGGAGCGAUUUCCGGGCAUGCACGACUUUCUCCGCGUCUCCUCUAUGAGAUCGGGGAGCAGUCGACCUCCUCGCCCCUUGCGAGCAGAGGACAAGUCCGGCAUGGCGACAUCUGGAUCCUACGUCUCAUCAAUAUUGAGGCCAUAACCUCCUUCUUGCUCCCGAUCAUGAGCCUUGCGGUGCUGGCAUUAAGACUGGAGUACAGCAUCAAGGCGAACUUUAUGCUGUACUGCAUCUCAAUCUUUCAAACCUCUUGGUUCAUCGUCGGUUGCGUGUGGGCGUUUGGGGACAAGGGAGUCCCAGGUGGUUGUCGAGAUGGAAGCUGGGGUGACAACAGCGCUUUCUUGGUUUUAUGGUGGAUCUGCAUGAUAUGGCUGGCCAUGGUCAUCUGCCUGGCGAUCGUCGCGUGCUUCAUCGGAUGGCUGCAGUUGGAUCGGAUCCGCAGGAUGUGGAGGGAGGGGCAGAAGAUCAUCCAGGAGGCGUACGCGAGAGAAGACAGCGAGCAGGAUGACGCGAUGAGGAUGAAGGGGAGCGGCAAGGAGGAGAGGCACGAGGAAGAGGGCCUUACUUCGCCUCUCAUUAGUCAAGCUCGCACGGUCAUCCAGGGUUAG